Alternaria rosae is the source of this 2166-nucleotide messenger RNA. Its product is annotated as GC-rich sequence DNA-binding factor-like protein-domain-containing protein. The record is from RefSeq and is a predicted model, not a curated record. Gene Ontology annotation, molecular function: nucleic acid binding. The transcript is spliced from 4 exons. NCBI's taxonomy places the organism in Eukaryota, Fungi, Ascomycota, Dothideomycetes, Pleosporales, Pleosporaceae. Gene Ontology annotation, biological process: spliceosomal complex disassembly. Gene Ontology annotation, cellular component: U2-type post-mRNA release spliceosomal complex. The coding region runs from base 304 to 2166 and encodes 620 amino acids.
CCCGAUCCUUUCCAAGAAUAGCACGCAGCACGUUACGGCAAGAGCGACCCAGACCUAACGGUUCUUGGCGCUGUCACCCAGAACUCGCGACUGAACAUGAUUUUUGGGACAACACUCCCGCCUCGCCCACGGUUCAUCCACGACGAAUCACGUGGCACGCAUGUCUGCCUGACUCACUCCCAAAUAUUGCGACACCGACUGCGACAUCGAUUCCACUACCAGACAUAUCGCGCGCGCCGAACAGCUGCCCUCUGCCAAUAAUACUCUCGUAUUCAAACAUUCUCACAUACGAACAGCUCCACCAUGGACGAAGGUGGCAAGCGCAAGCACAGCUUUCGCCAACAACCAAACAAGCGGGCAAAGGCUGAGGAUGGCUCCGCGCUCAAGUCUGGCUUCGGUGCCAAGAUGCUGGCGAAGAUGGGAUACAAGGGCGAGGGUGGUCUUGGAAAAGAAGGUGGUGGUAUCUCAGAGCCCAUCCAGGUCGUGAAUCGAGGCACCAAGGGCGGGUAUUGGGUAUUGAGGAGCGGCGGAAAGGAGAAGAAGAAGCGAAAGGCCAAGGCUCGGGGCGAGACACGAACCUCAGCUCCACGACCGAAGAAGACCGUCUUCGAACUCGAACAGGCUGGUAUGCAUGUACCCACUUGCGCUACAAUCCAUUAUCGAUGCGACAACCGGCGCGUCUACCCUACUUCAGGCAUGUCACUCCGCGGUCCUGACAUUGUCCCGUUCGAGAACUCCUUACAAGCGCGGCAUGGACGAGCUCGAGGACCUACAAGCGCGAUUGAGUCACUACGUACAGGUACCUUUGACGUUGUCUGCGAAGGUCUCAAGAGCCUGCGCGCGGCCUACCCGUCCAAGCCACUACACCGUGAAUCCAUUGCCGUCAUACAUCCCCACUUCUCCAAAGCGAUUGCUUCCUGGGAGCCGCUCGAGGGUGCGCUGCCCCGAAGUAGGAGGGUUGCAUCCCAGGCCUACACCCACCCUUCCGAAGCAUUGGUCAGUCGCACCGCAAUCGACGAAGAAGACACGAUAAAACGCGGCACCACAUCGUCAUAUGAGACCAUGAUGCUCAAAUACUGGCUACCUAGAGUAAGCUCAGCUAUAACACAAUGGGACGUCAAGAACCCACAGCCCAUGGUGCACCUGCUAGAAGUUUGGAAGCCAGUUCUCCCACCCUUCAUCGCGAAGAGGGUGCUUAAACAGGUGACUACAAAACUCUCCACUUCUGUCCACGAGUGGAACCCGCGAAAGUUCAAGAAGAGCCCACAUACAUGGAUCGUCGAGUGGCUACCUUUCCUUAGGCCAGCGGACUUGGACCCCAAGGGAUCAGGCCUGGUCGCCGAGAUCAAGCGCAAGAUCCGCCAUGCACUGCAGUCUAUCGAUCUUUCCAAAGGUCCAUUGCCAGGGAUGGAACAGUGGAGAAGGGUCUUUGGAAAGGCGGAGUUUGAUCAUCUACUCACUUCCCAUCUGGUACCUCGUUUGUCCGCCUUCCUACGAGACAGCUUUGAGAUCAACCCCGCCGAACAAGAUCUUGCGCCACUCGAGGCUGUAUUCGCCUGGAAAGGACUGAUAUCGAACGAGGUUAUUGGAGAGCUUCUGAAAGCACAGUUCUUCCCCAAGUUUCUCGAGAUCAUCCAUCAGUGGCUCACGAGCCCGGAAGUGGUCUUUGAGGAAGUACAAACGUGGCUUACCUGGUGGAGGACUGAGAUCUUGCAGGACGACAUCAACAAUCUGCCAUCAGUCGCUUCGUCAUGGAACGAGGCAUACUCACUCAUCAAUACGGCAUUGGAUCUUGGCGAUGCGAGACUGACAGAUCUGCCCGCGCCUCAGGUUGAAAGCACGGGAGCUUCGCCAGAAGUGUCCCAGUUCUCCAAGUCCGUCAAUCAACAAGCAUCCCGUCCUACACCGCAAGUCGACGAGCCGACUUUCAAAGACAUUGUAGAGGAGUUCUGCGCCGAAGAGAACCUCCUUCUAAUCCCCCUCCGCGAAGCCCACGACCAGACCGGUCUGCCGCUGUUCCGUGUCACAGCGAGCGCAACGGGACGCGGAGGCGCAGUGGCGUAUCUCAAAGGCGAUAUUCUGUGGGUACAAAACAAGAAAGACAAGAGUCUCUGGGAGCCUACCGGUCUGGACGCCACCCUCACGGCCAAGGCAGAGGGCAAGUGA